Messenger RNA from Rubroshorea leprosula, 1117 nucleotides. The record is from the annotation of a GenBank genome assembly. Lineage: Eukaryota; Viridiplantae; Streptophyta; Magnoliopsida; Malvales; Dipterocarpaceae.
CCCUCUCAUCGUGACAGCUCCCAGCCCCUCGCUCUCCUCCAUUUCAGUCGCCGUCACCGUCGCCGUCACCAUCACCGUAGCCGGUGGUAGGCAUCGAGUUCAACCGCGUUGAUUGUCUGUCCUUCAUCCGGCGCCGAGUUUCUUGCCUCCUUUUUCAUUCUCGCUAAGUUCCAGUGCAUUUGAGUUGCAACUUUAGCUGUCAGAUGCUCUGCUAUUUUCUGGUGAAUAAGGCUAAAAUUGGGUGCUAAAAUCAGUUGCAGCUGCUUCACCAAUUCCUCUCCUUGCCUGCCACCUACAAGUUGGGAUUUAGAGUGUAUCUGCACAUUAAAUUCUGGAAAAUAGGGAAUAUGCCAAGUUUGAGCAUAAUGAAUUAGAAAAUUCGGCAAAGUUGAAGAUAAUGUUUGCAAAAAUGGUGGUCACUGGUGAAACUGCAUGGACGCCAGCUGCUGGUGCUAUUGUUUCAGAACAAGAUCUAGGUGAAGUAAGGGUUGAAGAUGCUUUUGAUUUAAAUGAAGGAUAUGGUGAUUCUGAUGAGGUGAACAUCAUGGCUGCACAAACCCAAAGAAGCAAUGAAAAAAGGAAAAGUACAAUGGGUAGUUCAAUUAAAGGUAAAGGAAAGAAAGUGAAAUCUGGGGGUGCAGCAUGCAUGCAAAGACAAUUGGAUCGUCUUUGUGAUGCAGUUGAAAGUUAUAUCUCAACUAGUUUAAUUGAAUCAUCAAAGAAGAAUCAUAGCAUUGCAAAAUGCAUGGAUGUUUUGUUGACUUUGCCUGGAGUUGAAGACGGUAAUGAGUUAUAUAUGUUAGGUACUCGUUUGUUUAUGAAACAAGAAUAUAGAGCAAUGUUUAAUAGCAUAAAAUCAGUCAACUCUAAAGUUGCUUGGUUAAAACAAGAGUUGGAGAGAGAAAAGUUUAACCUAGAGUUUGGGAGGAAGAAACGGUGGUGAAAGGCAUAUGAGAUAUUAAGUUAUGUUGUUAUGUAUGAUCUUGAGUUUUUAGUAUUGAUAUGUUAUUUAGGAUUUGAGAUUCAAAACUAGUAUAAAUGUUGCGGUUUUAAUUUUUAGUUUACAGAAUUUAAGUUUUUGGUUUUUAAUUUUUAGUAUUAAAAUAUAUGUGGUGUU